AUGAGGCAGGGGGAGUCCGCCGCGCGUGAGCCGUUGCUGGAUGGAGCUCGAUCUCACCAGGGUGGCUCGGAGAGCCUUCGGCGCAGCCCACCCCAGUGGAAGAAAUGGGUCUCCAUGCUUCCCCUCCUGUACAUCCUCGAGGUCGCAUUCAUCGUCGCCCUCACCGUGUGGAGAGCCGAAGACGGCGUCCUGAACGACGCCCAGGCGUGGAGCAUCUACGCGCUGGCGAUUGUGAUGUCCGCGUACUUCUUGCUGGCGAGUCUGCUGGGCUACUGGGGCGUCUACACGAGGGCGAAGACGCAGGAGGCCUACAUCGCUCUGUGGCUGCCGUUCGUGCCGGUGGUCAUCGCAUUGGUUUGGUUCGCGGCGUCUGCGGACCUUCGCGUGGCGCUGGCGAGGGUUGUCGACGGCACCGCGGACGGAACUCUGAGGAUGGGGGACCAGAAGUGGUUCAUCGCCCUGCAGGGACUCCGCGUCCUGGCUCUCGGCUCAAUCAUCAAAGAGCGCCUUGGCCUCUUCCCCUUCUGGUUCGCCUACCUCACGGCGCUGCCGGACUUCCUGUUCGGCCUGUCUGCCUGGAUCCUGCUCGCGGCCUUCGGGCCCUCGGACCCAACCUGCGCCACAGCCCUUGCAGUCUGGCACCUCGUGGGGUUCGUCGUCAUCGUGCCUUUCUCCAUGAUUGUUCUGCAGAGCGGCCUUCCUGGCGUCUUCCGCAUCCACAGCCCGAAGCCGGGCAACGAGCUGAUCUACGAGUUUCCCAUGUCGCUGGGCCCCUCGAUAGUUGUGCCCAUUUUCGUGAUGUACAAUUUGUUGUGCGCCUGGAGGCUGCUGGUUGCACAGCAGGCCUGA
This is a messenger RNA of Ostreobium quekettii, 849 nucleotides long. Lineage: Eukaryota; Viridiplantae; Chlorophyta; Ulvophyceae; Bryopsidales; Ostreobiaceae. The record is from the annotation of a GenBank genome assembly.